AUGAGGAUAUUCUUCUCGUUCCUGUUCUCCUCCUUCUUGGUGUACGUGACAGCCGAUGACAACGUUUGGAACCUCGGGAAAUUCCUCGCCGAAGAUAUCAUAGACGGAAUCCAGAUCUUCAAACGGCCGUAUAUCGAAGCCUUCGCCGAUGCAGGAUCGUCACAAUGUGAAUACAUUAAGAAAGAUCUGGGGGUUACUUAUGAGCAGUUGCGAGGAAAGUGGGAGCCAAACCUGCACAAUCUUACCCUUCAUUACAAGACUAGAAACAACAGGGCAUAUACAACGAUUAUCAACAUCACAGCAGCGGCGGAGUCACUGAGUCAGGAUCGGAGUUACGACCCCGAUGAUGAGUUAAUAAUCUUCAUGCACGGGUUCACCGACGAUCCCACUAUGGAGAGCUUUACGCACAUACAUCGCUCUUUUAUUGACAACGGUCACAUCGGUGUGAUAGCAGUGGACGGCAGUUCGCUGAUCCGUAGCUCGUAUCUCCUCUCGUCGACUUACGUGCACUUUAUUGGACAAAAGCUUGGAGAGAUCUUAGCUGCCAUAGUUAACCAGGGUCAAGACCCGUCGAAAAUCCACAUAAUUGGGCACAGCCUCGGUGCACACAUAUCCGGGUUCGCCGGCAAAGCCUUCUACAAUUUGACCGGGAUGCUGGUCGGUAGGAUCUCCGGCCUGGACCCAGCAGGUCCUUGCUUCAGCUCCAUCGACCCGAACUCUAGGCUGAUGCACACUGACGCUGCGUUCGUGGACGUGAUGCAUACGGACGCCGGCGUGUAUGGGAUCAAAGAUGCCGUUGCAGACAAACAUGGUCGGAUGAUCGGGACUCGAAAACCUUGA
Messenger RNA from Nymphalis io (European peacock), 840 nucleotides. RefSeq names its product pancreatic triacylglycerol lipase-like. Lineage: Eukaryota; Metazoa; Arthropoda; Insecta; Lepidoptera; Nymphalidae. The transcript is spliced from 6 exons. Gene Ontology annotation, molecular function: lipase activity. The coding region runs from base 1 to 840 and encodes 279 amino acids. The record is from RefSeq and is a predicted model, not a curated record.